Geodia barretti is the source of this 1766-nucleotide messenger RNA. The record is from the annotation of a GenBank genome assembly. Lineage: Eukaryota; Metazoa; Porifera; Demospongiae; Tetractinellida; Geodiidae.
CAACUGAUCCUGGUGUGUCAACUGAUCCUGUUUGCCUGCUCCGGAAUUCAAUGGUGGACCUGUAUCAUGCGCAGCAAGCAAAAGGUUACUGUAAGAAUGAACAAUGAGGAACUCACUGGGCAUUGAAGAAUAUAUCCCGAUGCUGGUUUCAACAGUAACGCCUCUACUGUCUGGCACUUCACAGUAUUUCCACUGCCAUCGGUUGCUGUACACAUGUGUACUCCCGCAUCAAUCGACUGCAAUGUGGUCUUGGUGAUUGAUUGAGAUGAUGCUUCUUGCAAAACAGCUACUACAAAUCGAGGACCAUCGAUAACUGAACUAAUCCAAUGGGAUGGUGAGCACCACAGAUGAUUGUUUCGUUCCUGAGGGCCAACAGCGGCUGAACAAGUAUAGGAGUCACUGUCUGUGGAUUUCAGUGUGUUAAAUGUCACAGAUGUAUUGUACUUAAGGUGUACUCCCUCCAGUUCAGACACCAUGACCCUCCUCCCACUAUCAGUGAGGGACGAGUGGCCCCUCCAUUGAAAGUUGACUGCCACGUAAGAAUCCGCCUCUGGAAUGAGUUCUAUUACACAUGUCAGCACCAGAGAGUCAGUGGUAAACAGCUGCACAGAGUGUUCUGGAGCUCUCAGUAUCGUCACUGUCGGCUCAGAAGGCAAGAGUGUACAAGGAGGUGGUGGAGAUCAGACAGAACUCUGGCAGCUCAAGAGGAGGGAGACAGAGAAUUGUUCCUCCUCCUCCUCUGAGGGUGUCCUCCGUGGCGGCCGGUGCUCGCUGUGACCAGCAGCUGGUGUUGCGACACCAACGCCGCCAGCAGAACUGGAACCACAACGAGACUCAGAUCACCAAGUUUCGCAAGACUGUCUGGGGCGUGUUUGUCGUGACGCACGACUUUGACCCGCUCGACGAGAACGAGAUAGCCAUACGGAAGGGGGAGCACGUGUCGGUGUGGAACCAGGACGACAGGGACUGGUUCUGGGUUGUGAAACAUGCCAGCAGUGUCCAGGAGGAGGGGUUUGUUCCGUCCGGCUGUCUGAGAGAGGUGUCUGCUGACUCUAAAGUCUCUGUCAGAUCUGGUUCAGCUUGUCACACCCCCACUGCUGCCACCCCUGUUGGAGGGAAUUCCCCACGACUGGAUGACAUCACCCUCGACCCGAUACGCCACCGCACCCACUCCCAGGAAUCCCGUCACUCAAACUCCACCCACCAGUCCCGCCCGUCACAACCCCGCCCCUCUCCGGGAGUGACGAGUCGUCCCGGGAGCACACGUGAGCGGCGCAGCUCCGAGAGCGGACCCCAGGUGCACAGAGUUCACACUCGGGAACCUCCUCUGAGUCUCACCGACGAACCGCUCCCCCCUGGCCCUCCCUCUUCCCCUCCUCCACCGUACACAGAGUUUGACACCAACAGGAGGUUCGUGUCCCUGUCGCAGCAGCCGGCUGAAGUCCACCACCAUUCGCAGCCGGUCGGCGGGUAUCUUCCCGGCAUGCACCGCACCAGGAGCCAGGGCUACGUGACCUCCAGGAGCCGUGCCGUCCACUACCCAUCACCUAACUCUCCCUCUAGCCCUCGCGGAGUAGGUGGAGGAACACUGGUGUGAAAACCCCAAACCAUUGAUAUGGGACACAGAAAAACCACAACCCAAGAGUGCCUAAGUUUUACACGUGUGUAUGUGUGUUGCUGUUGUUGUGUUGUUCCUAUCACGGUUUCCCCCUCGUGCGUGUUUCACUUUGGCAGCUGCGUGCGUGCAGACAUGUGACUACCUGGAA